AUUUAGUUGUCAAAGUGAACGCGCGUUGGCUGUGCGCAGUUAAAUAGUGUUGAUAUGUGUACGUUUUCAUAUUUUUCCCGGUGUUUGUGCGAUACCUAAGUGCCCGCACGUUACCAUGUCUCAAGAAGACCUUAGAAACCGCCCCAUUUAUGAGUCCUCAUCCGGGCACGUCUCUGAUGACGACGAAAUAGAAUUUAGACAAGAUAAACGGACUGUUAAAGAUAUGAUUCUUCGAUUCGAAAAACAUAAUCUCUAUUUCGGAGGUUCUAGUGAGUCUCUCGAGCGAUCAAAGGACCCUAUCAUGGGAAGUUUAACAAGUGUUGUCAAUCCUUUACAUGCUCAUUUUCAACAUCUAUACCCAGCGCCUAGAUCUCAAGAUAGAAAUUCAAACGUGUCAGUGAAUUCUAUUUUAUCGAACGUUUCUGAAAUUAGUUGUGAAUCAAGUUCUUCGGGUUUUGUUUCAGAUAGGAAAUCGACAUCUUUAAAACCUCAUAGACCUGCUCCACCACCACCGUUACCGGUGCCAGUUAAUGACAAUUGCUCCGUAGGUAGUAAGUCACCCGUCUCAGAGGAUACAGAUUAUACUGAAAAGAGGUUUUCAUUUAUGACACCCUCUUCUUCACCUAUUGUAUUAAGACGGUCAAGACAGCCACCUGUCAUUCGGAGGAAAUCCUCGAUGGGAGGUCAAACACGUGCAGGUGAAUCGCAUUGGUCCUACGGCGUUAAGCAAAGUGACUUAGAAAAAUUACUCAGGUUGAAAUUAUCAGAACCAUCGGACAACGAGGAAGAAAAGCAAACAAAAACAAGCGUAGCCAUCGAAACACUGUCAGACGAAAGCAGUAGCAGUGAUGAUUCUUCGGAUAGUGAUAAACAAGAAGAAGGCCAGGAGUAUAUUGUUAAUCAUGACGAAGGUAGAACGGAUACAUUAUCUACUGAUCAUUCUACCGAUACUUUGAUCAAUGACUACGUAAGUGAUGAAGGGGAUAAUUUAUCUAGUGCUUCUGAAGAACAAUCUAACUUUGACAAUGUUAGCAUAAAAUCCAUUUCAUCAUUUGACAUGGUUCCGUAUCAGAAAUAUGACAGCAUUACGGUGUCAUCAGACGAGUUUGGCUCCGAGGUGUGCCAUGCGCCAGAUACUGAAUUUCUCACUGUGAGUGCAGUGAAUGAGUGGUGUGUUUCAAAGUCCAUGGAACCGGUAUUGAUGCCGGUUGAAUCGAAAAAGGAAAAAUAUAGAAGACGUUUGACGGAACGCGUUAACGAGUUACUGCAUACAGAAAACGUUUACGUGGAACGAUUGAGACAUGUUGUAGAAGAUUACAUUCCAGAACUGAUGAGGGAAGACAUACCACCUACGCUGAAAGGCAUGAAAUCGGACAUAUUUGCCAAUAUCGAACGAAUAUGUCGCUUCCACGGCGAAGAGUUCCUACCGGCAUUAAGAGACUGCGAAAAUGAUCUCAGAAAACUUGGCCAGUGUUUUCGGAGAUAUGAACAAAGGUUUAAUAUGUACGUCAUGUACUCUAGAAAUAAUAAGAGAGCAACGAGACUGGUAUAUGAAAAUAAAAUGUUCUUCCAGGAACGACAAUUAGAAUUAGGCGAUAGGUUAGACCUUUCUAGUUAUUUAUUAGAACCAGUUCAAAGGAUACCGAGGUAUAAGUUGUUUCUGGACGAUCUCGUGAAGACAUAUACAAAUUAUGAAAACGAAAGGUGCGAGUCAGACUCAAGAAUUUCUAAGUUAAGUGUGGACAGUGAUGAAACGGGUGGAAGUAAUGGAGAGUCAUCUGAUGCUGACGAAACGCCUUUGGAAAGUUUAAAACUAGCAAAAACUAUGAUUGAGUGUGUCUUAACAGCCGUUGAUGGAAUAAUGGCGUUAGAAAAUAUAACUGAUUGUCCGCCCCAUCUGAACCUUCUCAAUCAGGGUCGUUUAUUGCGUCAAAAUGAGUUCUACGCUAUGGACAACGCGCGCCGGCGCCGGCAGUUGAUGAGGAUAUUCCUAUUUGAUAAGUUGGUCCUCAUCACAGCGGUUUAUCGAAAGCAAUUGACGGUUGAGUUCUUUAUAUAUAAAGAUCACAUCCCGGUUGACGAUCUCGGUAUAACUGCGAAGGAACAUGAUCAAUACAAAUUCAGCAUAUGGUACAAAAAGAGAAACCUUAAGUCAUAUAAACUUGAGACAAGGGAUCCUGCGAUUAGGAACGUGUGGGUUGAAGAAAUCACAUCUUUACUAUGGGAACAAGCUAUGCAGAAGAAAGAAUUACUUCUGCAACAACGCAAAAAGAGGAUAUCGAUGACGUCAAUGGACAGCCAAGAGUCGACGGGAACUGAGAGAAACGACGACAAAUACAAUUCACUCAGAGGUGUCCCAGGUGAAGUUCGGCGUUCGGGAGAAAAGAUAUUUAGGCGGACGACGUGGUACUGCGAAUGACGUCAUAAACCCUGUUUUAUUUGGGUCAAGCAAUACUUACAAUUAAGCGAAAGCAGAGACUAAUUUAUUGAAAAAUAUUUCGAUGUUAUAUCCACACUUAAUGAAUGGUUAAAUCAUUUUUUUUAACCGUUAACGUGAGGUAUUUUGACAGAUGUGAAUGAAGAUAAUCGAUUUUCACUUUUUAAAUCAAGCUCUUAAAAG
Melitaea cinxia (Glanville fritillary) is the source of this 2620-nucleotide messenger RNA. Its product is annotated as FYVE, RhoGEF and PH domain-containing protein 4-like. Gene Ontology annotation, molecular function: guanyl-nucleotide exchange factor activity. The coding region runs from base 116 to 2419 and encodes 767 amino acids. Gene Ontology annotation, biological process: axon guidance. The record is from RefSeq and is a predicted model, not a curated record. Gene Ontology annotation, cellular component: cytoplasm. The transcript is spliced from 8 exons. Lineage: Eukaryota; Metazoa; Arthropoda; Insecta; Lepidoptera; Nymphalidae.